Molecule: messenger RNA, 5177 nt
Organism: Pelodiscus sinensis (Chinese soft-shelled turtle)
Lineage: Eukaryota; Metazoa; Chordata; Testudines; Trionychidae
Gene: C2CD2
Product: C2 calcium dependent domain containing 2
Source: RefSeq, a predicted model, not a curated record
GCUGCGCGGGUCACGCUGGCCGUCUACCUGGUGCAGUACGCGCUGCUCGCUCGGCGAAACUGUACAAGGGCGCCGCCGCCGCGGUCGGAUGAACUGUUGCAGGGAAAUGACACCCUGUUGGCCUGGGUGCUGUCUCUGAACAGCUGGAGGAGCCAGUGGCAGAAAGCUUGGAUAACAGCCCUAAACGCAGAAGCCAAAGUCAGAGGGGAUUCAUUGUUGCUUACAUUUGAAGAAGACACAACUCCUCAGCCACUGGAGCUAGUAGUUAGACGAGUUGUAAGUGUUGUGAAGUCAGCCUGGGAAAAGGUGGUUUCUUGUAAUGUAGUGGGAGACUCCAUUCAAUUUAUUGUUCAUGUGUCACAUACUUCACCUCCUACUACAGAAUGUCAGUCAUAUGCUGUGAAACUCUCUCCACUUCACUUGCAGCUGGAACUGUAUAUGAAAGAGAAAGGAGACGACAUUCAAGUUGUGUGGUCCUUCCUGAAUGUCCCUGAAACUAAUAUUAAAAUCCAGCCUAUAGCAGUACAGGAGAGCCAUAUGGAAGAAACAUGUGCAAUAUCUGAGUCAUUCAGAGACGUUUUCCAGAAUCUCAUUAGUUUAGUUUCACCAUCUGUAAUCCUGAGUACAAAACCUACAGAUUUAUUAAAAGAGGUACAGACUGUACAAAAUGUAGGAACUCUCCCGCAGGGCACCAGUCCUCCAAAACCUCCAAGGGCUCACGAAUGGAAACUCCUAGUGAAAAACAUUGUAGCCACGCUGACUGAUCACAGUGCUGCAGGCAGCAUAAAUUCAGUGUGUAUAAUUCAGUUGAAUGAUCCUCAGCAGAAGUUUUCCAGCUCUGUAGCCAAACACUUCUCAUGGAAAGAGAAGUUCAUCUUUGAAUUAAAUGCAAAAUCAAAAGAAUUACAACUGCAUAUCUUGGAAGAUGGGAAAUUGGAUAGUUCUUUUUCAGCAUGGGCAAUUGUACCUUUAGACUUGUUCAAGAAACAGCCUUCUGGACAACAAAGCUUUGCGCUGAACAGCAAGCCCAGCUGUCAUAGCGCUGUGGUAGGAUCUGUCACUGCAGAGUUCUCUUACAUAGAACCUAAUGAGUCAAAAUCCUGGCAAGUUCCCACUCAGCUUCCUGCCGCAAAGAUAGAAAAGGAUCGAACUGUAAUGCCUUGUGGGACUGUAGUUACUACUGUCACUGCUGUGAAAACCAAACCUCGACUCGAAGGGAAACAUUCUGCACUGAGCCCAGAUUCUCCUGUGAAAACUCCUACUAAAGUGAAGGUGAUUGAAAAGGAUUUCUCAGUGCAAGCAAUUCAUUGUCAAGGUGCUCCAGUCAGCAAAGUGUUAUCCUCUUCAGAUACAGAGCUGCUGGUGUUGAAUGGCACUGACCCAGUCGCUGAAGUAGCCAUUCGACAGCUCAGUGAGUCUGCAAAGCAGACACUGAAGUCUCCAAGAAAGAAGAGCACCAUUAUCAUAUCUGGGGUGUCCAAGACCUCCUUAUCUCAGGACAGUGAAGCCACACUGAUGAUGGACUAUGCAGCAGCCAUGGAUGGCUCAUGUAAAGAAGGCAGCCUAUUCACUGUGGGGGAUUUUACCACAGAAGUCCCCUCCAACAAAGAACUACCAUCAGCUGCUUCACAAAUGCUGCCUGCCACUGACCCACAGGAAGAUAGCCAUAAUACGUGGGACUUGAAUAACAGCAGCCAACAAUGGCACAGCAAUGUACUUUCAGACCAGAACUGUGAAGAGAUGUCCGGGAGUUCAUUAAGUGUCUUGGAAUCUGGGAAUGUGAAAAAAUCUAAAGGUGGAACUUUGAAAAAAAGUGCAAAGCUGUUUUUCCGGCGACGGCAUCAUCAGAAGGAUCCAGGAAUGAGCCAGUCGCACAAUGACCUUGUUUACCUGCAGCAGCCAGCGUCGGAUGAAACCAGAAGGAAGGGAGCAACGCUAACACGCAUGCUUCACAAGAAAAUUCUUUUUAAGAACAAAAGCAAGAACAAACUGAAUGGCACUUCCAUAGAGCCAUGUGUGGAAAAGCCUAAUGCUCUCUAAAUUGCACAUCAAUUGAUCAGCUGUUUACAGAACAAUGCUAUAAGAUGUAAACACAGAUUGACUGGCAUAAAAUGAUAUUUACAAAUGCAGUGCUUCUGGAGUGAGCAGACAAAACUUGGCUUUUAUUUUUCCAAAACACUUUAAAAAAGUAAAGCCUUUAAGCAAAAAGGGAUUUCCCCCCCCAGCCUUCCCCAAGCAUAAAUAGUGUUGAUAAUAUGAUGACAGCCUGUUCUUUCCUCUACCUACAAUCCAAGUUCAGUCCUGAUUUGUAGCUUUGACUCUAUCAUUUCUAGCGAUAAACUUUUUUUGAGAAGGUGGAUUGGACGGUAAAGUGGUAUAACUGGGGAGGUUCUUUCAAUAAAAAAAAAAGUUUAGAAUUUUAAUCUAGUUCACAUUUAACCUAGCCAACCUGACUUCUUGAUUUCUAGAUAGAUGACUGGGCCACUGUAAAGAGGUAAUGGGCCACUGUGGCUUGUGUUUCUGUAAAAUGACACUGAAUAGUAGCAAUGCUGAUCUCAACCUGAGUUUCUAGUUAGGCUGAAAGUAGAAGCCAAGAUAUGGUGCUUGUUAUAAUUUGGAAACCAGAUUGUUUCUGGGAAAGGAAAUUAAAUGCUGAUCAAGACAACCUGCUGUAGUAACUGCUAAAUCAGCAUAGGUAGAUAUUUGCCUUUGAUGUUAGCCUUGAUAAUUGAGCAUUAUGCAAAUACUUAUUUGAGAAUAUUUAAUUUCUCUGCAUAUAUUAUGCUAAAAACUUUUUCACCUGUGUUUACUUUGUUUCCAUUUGCAAACAUAUUAAAAAGGUCUCAACAUUACCUUAUUUCCCCACUAUAUGAGAAGCUAUAAAUGCUAAUGCAACAGUUUUAUCUUGGGGACUGUAGUGUGUUAGUAAUCCUAUUAAAAGCAAAGUUUUAGGAGCAAUAAAUAUUAUGUAGAUCAUGUUUAACCCUAUUUAGAUUUGUAUUAGUUCCUGGUCUGAUUUUGCCAGUUACCAGUAGCCUGGAAAAGAGAAUUUUUGAGAAGUUUCUCUUUCCUCUCAUUCAGUUACAAGUUUUGCCAUAUGUAUGGAGAGAGGGGUUUGUUCAGGUUUUGUGUAUGUGUUUUUGAACUAUAUUGUAGUUACCUCUUUUUUUUUCUUUAAAAUCUGAUAUAAGAGAAAAUGUAGUUCUCACUUAAACUGUCUAAGUAGUGAGGACUGAAACUUCAGUAUUUAUAUGCAUUUCACAGAUUACAGAUAUAUGCCAGUUUACACAUUUCUUUGCCAUAUAUGCAUUCUUGGUUGAGAACAUAAGACUCAACCCUGCCGUUUUUACCCAGGCAAAACUUCCUUUGCACCAAUAUCACCACUGAUCUAAACUGAUGCAAUUCUAUUGAAAUGAGCCGAAUUAUGCGUUCUUCUGUCACUGGUGAACUUACCGCAAAGAUUUCAAUGCAAUGUUUGACUGAGUAAGGAUGGCAUUAUUGGGCCUUAGACUAAAAGGCAUAUUUUCCAAAAAGGAAACUGUUGAAUAACUGAUAUAAUAGCUUUCAGUUUUUUCGGUAGAUUCCAGAUUCCUUAAUAAAUAUGUAUUAAAGGGUGUAAAACAUUGGGAGAGAAUCUUUAGCAAAAAAUGAAAUGUUCAAAGGAAUAACCACCAGAUGCUUUUAACUGAGCCUCUAGUUCCAAAUAUAUUUUAUUUGGUCUAGUGAUAGCACUGUGGCAGUACUGACAGACAUACAUUUUAAAAAAAAGUAAUAUCAAUUGUCUUGCUCUAUUAUGAAUAUUUGAAGGCAUUCUUGAAGACUUUAAAAAAAAAUUAAGUCUGUUGCUGUUUGUAGGGUGGGUUUGGGUUUGUUUGGGUUUUUUUGGUCAUAUAACUGCACUCUACAGCUUUUUUGUUCUUUUUUUUUUUUUUUUUAAAUCCCAAAUCUUUAUUAUUAUAGGAUUAGAUUAACAUCCUACUGUAAUGCAUUUGAGACUGACUUCUCCUUUUUCUAAUUUAAAAAAAAAGAGGCUAGGUUUCCAUAUCUACUUAGCUGUAAUCCUUCGGUGCGCACAUAAUUCUCCUUGACUUUGUUAGGUGGUUUUGGCACAUAAUGGUAGGUAAAAGAGAGAUCCCUGUCCUAUGUAAAGCUUUUGGUCUGGUCUAUACUAUGGGCCUAUAUUGGUAUAACUACAUUGCUCUAGGGUGUGAAAAAUCCAGGCCCCUGAGAGCUGUAGUUAUAUCAGCCUACCUCCCCGGUCCUUCUGUGGGAGGCAGAUUUACUGUGUUGAUGGAAGCUCUCUCCUGUUGGUUUCGGUGUCUUAUUAAAGCAUUACAGUGGCAUAGGUCCAUCAAUGCAGCAUUUUAAGUGUAAACUUGCCCAUAGUGAUUUUGUUAGUAUGUUUUUCCUCUUUUCAACAAUCUAAAACCUCAUGCAGAAAUCGGGGCCUUUCUAAACUGAAGAUUUCCUAACACGCAUAGAUAUCACCAUGAUAUACGAGAACUUAAGAACAAUAGGAGUGGGCCCUGCUUAGUGAAAGGUAUCACUGAUUGUAAACCGAACAUUUGACACUAAAUAUUGAAAAUCCGCUAAAUGAGUUGUAAUUUUAGUGAAUUACCUUGUGUAAUUCAUCUUGUAAAUUGGUGUGAAGGAUUAAAUUUAUUUUUAUCAGACAGGAAGCAUAAGGCUUUCUCCUCCGACCCCAGUAGACCAGCAAACCUUGAGUUUUAUGGAAGUGUGAAUGACUGCCAACAUUUGAGUUUUGAUGGAGGGGAAUUAAGAGACAGAGUGGAGUAGCCUGUUAUCCCAAAUGCCAUUCCGUCUUGAUAAAAGGGAGUUUUAACUUUUGUUACUAAACAAAAAAGCUUCUCAAGUGCCCUUCCAAAAUAGCCCUAUUCAUGUGGACUGUCAUUUAAGAUUUGCCACAUGUGGCUAGUGCAUUUUCCCCUCUUCUAAAAAUCAUUGUAAGUAGCAUUGAGAACAUGUUAGCCAUAGUCACUAGUUGUGAGUUCAAACUUAACAGUUCCAAUUUUCCAUAUUUCAAAUAUUCAAAACCAUGAGAUUAAAAAUAAAUUGAUGUGGGGGUUAUAUGCCCUCUGUUUCUGACUCUUUAGGGUGAAUUCAGUCCUGUUUUCAUGCUUCCCUCUCUAACCAUGAGAGCUAUUUUUUUUUUUUUU